Nymphalis io (European peacock) is the source of this 648-nucleotide messenger RNA. RefSeq names its product acyl-CoA-binding protein-like (gene ACBP-like). Bases 268 to 525 code for a protein of 85 amino acids. The record is from RefSeq and is a predicted model, not a curated record. Gene Ontology annotation, biological process: fatty acid metabolic process. The transcript is spliced from 5 exons. Lineage: Eukaryota; Metazoa; Arthropoda; Insecta; Lepidoptera; Nymphalidae. Gene Ontology annotation, molecular function: fatty-acyl-CoA binding.
AAUUUUAAACGAAAUGGGCGUGUUGCUACCGUUGACAAUUUAAACAGUGUUAUUUACAAUUUAAUUUAAAAUUUGUCGUUAUAUUUCGAUUAAUAAAAUUUACUAGACACUAGUUUUAAUAAAUCAUCAAAAACGCUACAGCAACUCUGAAUCCGGGUCUGAUGGUAGGAUGUUCAGGGUCGGUUCACCUUGUCAGUAGCUCUAUCGUGAAAAAGCAAUUAUUUCCUGCAUUCCGUAUACCCUUCAAAGAUCACACCACAUUCCAAAAUGUCUCUUGACGAGCAAUUCCAAAAAGUCGCCACUUCAGUGAAGAACUGGAAGACCAGGCCAAGCGACAGCGAGAACCUGGCCCUCUACUCUCUUUACAAACAGGCCACAACCGGCGAUGUUAACAUCGCUGAACCCAGUGAAAUGAUCGCCAAGGCCAAGUUCAAGGCAUGGACUGGUCGCAAGGGUAUCUCACAAGACGAUGCCAAGAAACAGUACAUAGAAAUGGCUGAAAAAUUACAAUCUAAAUACGCUUAAACUUAAUAAUUAUAAUUGUAAGUUAGUUAGUCUACCGUCGUGUAACGAAAUGCAUGAAAUUCAAAAUUAGGAAUUCCUUCAACAUUCUCAUUUCCUUAUUGUUUUUUUUUCUCGAAAUUUAUA